UAGUUAGUAUAUACGUUUAUUUCAAAACUGUUUAAUUAUAAUUGAUAAAAUAUUUUGAAAUUUAAAAAUUGUGUUAAAUAUUCUAUUAGAAUAAUAUGUUUCUCAAUAAAUUGAAAUUAGUAUUUUUUUUUAUUCAGACAAUCAACCAAUCAAUUUGUGUUGAUCUAAAUAACAUUACACGUGAGGACAUACAGACUCUUGAAAUGGAAUACAAAGAUAUGAAAUUUGUCAAGCUUAUGGAUCAUCCUUAUUAUAUAAAAUCACGCAAUGAGGAUAACUUUUGUCCAGUACCUUACAGUCACUUAGUAGAUUAUCAUGACAUUUCUUUUGAAGGUAUAAAUAUAAUAAAUAGAAGUUUGCAGGAUGUGGUUUAUAUCUGUGUGAUAGAAAAAAAAUAUAAAUUAGCUUAUACAAUUUUUUUGAACGCUAUUGAAAGUAUGGCCAUUACAUACAUGUAUCGGUUCUGCGAGUUUGCAAUAGAAAUGAAUAAAAAACAUUCUGAAAUAUCAUUUUACUUAAAAGUAUUAAGUGAUACACUUGCUGAACUUAUACCGAUAAUUAAUAGAGAAUGGAUUUCUCCUGAUCCGUAUGAAUGUAUUUUAGAUGUUUACAAUAGUCACAAAUCUGAGGAAUACAAAUUUAAUGAAGUAAACACAAAUUACAGAAAUGCUUUAUUAAGCUGCAUGGAGUUAAUGAAAGAUAAAGUGCACUUUUUAAAAGAACCUAAAAAAGUAACAAUGAAUGAAUUGACUGUAAAUCAAUUAAAACAAUACCAAGAUAUGAGUAAUCGAGUUAUUAGUGGUCAUUUGACUUUAAAAAGUGGUCCUACUUACAAAGAUAUAACUGGAGAUUUAUAUCAAACCUCUUGUACAAGCUGUAAGGAAGAAAACACUGGUACCACUAAUGAAAUUUACAUUUUGUCACCAUGUGGACACGGCUGGUGUUGUGAACUUUGUAUUAACAAAUUUCGUAGAGGCAAAUUGUCAAAAUGUCCGGUAUGUUUUCAAAAGAUUAGAAGUACUCAAGAACUAGAUAUACAAACAUCUGUGUCAAUAGUUACUGAAAAAUAUGUGCCGUUGCAGGCAAGAUGUAUCUUAGAUGAACGAGAAGCGCGUUGUAUAAAGUGUCGCAGUCAAGUAACAGAUGAUAAUGAUGAUGAUGAACUGUCAAAGAGUUACAUAAUGAUACCAUGUGGUCAUGGUUGGUAUUGUGAAAAUUGCAUUAAGCACGAAAAGUGUUCAAAAUGUAAGCAAAAAAAAACAAAUAAAUUGUGUAUAACAUUAAAAAACAAUGAAUUGGAUUCAGAAUAAACCGUGUUCAUUAUGGCACAUUGGUACUAAAGAUACAUUGUGUGUAAAUUUGUAAAACAAUGAAUAAAUCUAUUAAUGUUAUUUCUUUAAUUAAUAUUA
Molecule: messenger RNA, 1409 nt
Organism: Daktulosphaira vitifoliae (grape phylloxera)
Lineage: Eukaryota; Metazoa; Arthropoda; Insecta; Hemiptera; Phylloxeridae
Exons: 3
Coding region: 96-1310 (404 amino acids)
Source: RefSeq, a predicted model, not a curated record